AGAAGCUGAGAACUCGACCGCUCUCUUCCUCCGACGACCACGAUACGACCGCGACGACCUUCCUUCUCCUUCUCUCUCUCCCUCUCUCACCGCUUUGAACCUCUCACGGCAUUUUCUUUUCCCGCGAGCUCUGGGCGCACACGAGAAACGGACGCAACGAUAUGCCCCCCAAGAGCCUCUCCACGUUCUUCCUUGGUUUGGAGCUCGCGACGGAUCAGCUAAGGGCAUCAAUUGUAGACGAGAAUCUUGAGCUUGUCGGCGUAGAGAUUGUGGACUUUGAUACGGAGAUCUCAGAGUACCAAACACAAGGUGGCAUCUUUACUACACCAGGAGAUGCCUACACAACACCCAUCGAGAUGUGGCUGAAGGGUUUCGAUCUCAUCCUCGAAAAGCUUAGCAAGAACUACGACGUGGCGAGGAUAAGAGCCAUCGGAGGUGCUGCUCAGCAAGCAUUAGUCUGGUGGAAAGCGCCCGUGCCACCACUCCAUGCACUCGACCCCCGCCUACCCGUCCAUGCGCAGCUCACCUCCCAAUCCUUCUCGCUUCAAAACCCCCCUAUCGCCCAAGACACAUCGGCACACACUCACGCUCUCGCCCUCGAGGCUGCCCUCGGUGGUCCCGACUUGAUGGCUCAGCGCGUCGGAACGUGUGCACACCCAUCGCUUGUGGCCGCGCAGAUUCUCCGAGUGCGAGAAGCCUGGCCAGACAUCUGGGCACGCACAGGGCGCGUCCAGAUGGCGAGCUCGUUCCUCUCCAGCCUGCUCACUGGGCAAAUGACAGGGAUGGGCGAGGCGGAGGCUUCGUCAACCGGGCUGUGGGCGCACGCAGGGGCCCAGCCUGGCGUGCAAAGCCACUGGGACGAGGGCGUGAUGGAAAUUGUAGGCGGGAACAGGGAGGAGGGCCGGCGCAUCUGGAACUGGCUAGGCGACGUCGACGUGUCGGGCGGGCGGAGGCGGAUCGGGAACGUGUCGAGAUAUCUCGUGGAGCGCUACGGCUUUGACCCAGAGACGAUCAUCACUCCUUUCACAUCCGAUUACCUUUCAUUGUACCUCUCGCUGUGUCCGUCGCCGUCUGAUGCGGUGCUUUCCUUCGGCCCGAUGGAUUCCCUGAUGGCCCCCGCUCCGAACUUUGUCCCUACACGUUUCUACAACCUCUACCCCCAUCCUGCUCAGGAUGCCAGCGAGAAGAAGCGUUACAUACUGACGCUCACCAGCAGGAAUGCGGACGUCCCCCGUGCACUAGUGCGAGACAUGUACACGAAGAGUUGGAGCGCGUUCGACCGUCUUGUCGCCAUCGUUCCCCCCGGUGGAUCCAUUGGCCUCGACGACAAGCUGUUCAGCUUCUGGCUUCUUCAGGGCGACAGCUAUCCUUACUCCCAUGUCAAGGGCAUAUACCGCUUCGAGACUGGUGUUAAGGUCAACGAAUUUCGAGACCUUCGUGCUAAUCCUCGCUGCCUGCUAGAGAGUCAGAUCCUCUCCUUCCGAGUCCGCUGGUCGCGAGCACUUCCCACUGGCGUCUUCGGCACUGCGUCGGGGCGCGCGCGCAACACGAACAGCACACCGAGCCCGAUCUCUGGUGCGACGCAAAAGCGUGCGCCUGGCGUCAACAACAGCAAUAAUAUGGGUCUACCCUUCGACCCAUAUGACUACUCCCCCCUGCCCGCACGCAUCCUUGCCACCGGCGCGGCAGCGAACUUCCCCUCAAUCGCGAACCUCGCCGGUGACGUCUUCAAUGCGCCUGUGUUGAUGCCCACCACUCAGAUCGAUGCCGCACAAGUGAUCCCCCACCGCAACGCGCCUGCGCCUGGGUUUCCUGCUCGCGCAGCUCUUGGUGGCGCGUACAUCGCGCGGUGGGUGUGGGGUAAGGAGAAGGGCACACCGGCAGGUACCGGCCGCGGUGGCUUUGAGGAGGAGAUCCGGAGACUGCUCGGAAAGCGUUGGGCUGCUACGAACGGCGCGCCCCUGCGCACCAACGUCAAUGCGCCUGGGAGCACCAGCAAGACGCCAAGUGCCACUGGAAGCGGGGCGAGUACACCGUACGGCCACGGCUCUCGGUCUGCUCUCGGCUCAUCAGUGCUUGUGGAGGAAGAAGAGGAGGAGAUAGAGGAGAUGGAGCGAGUACAAGGCGGAUUUGGCCUCGGGUUCAGCGAGACGGAUAUCGCGCGACUCCGAACAGUCACGAGCUCCACGGCGGGCACGACGUUGAGUGGGAGCACACUCGGGGAUGCGCCUUCGACGGCGUUCACCACUCCCGACCUCGGUUCGCUCACAAGUCCGAACCCCAACCAAGGCGAUCCGUCUUCAUCUUCAUCUGCGCCAUCGACAUUGCAACCCGUGACCGCGAUGAUCACGUCGGACGCCGAGCUUCAACUGGGUCUUGCGAAAGUCGCGGAGCCAGACGUGGACGCGUUCAUGUCAUACGCUGCACUCGUUCCGGAAUAUUGUAGGCUCGAGGGCCUGCUCAUCAAAGCCAUCGUCUAAAUCCAUGUAGCCUCGCCUCGCCUCUCACCCUCCGUUCCCUCAUGUCCAUGUCACCUUCAUCCCAAUCGUACGCUCUCGGCUUCACGCCUCUCAUGCUCCGUAAUGUGCUUUCUCAUCGCCUAUGCUGCGAGGGUCUGGCUUCGCAAAACCUCGGUGUUCCGUUUCUCUGUUGCUCAUGCUAUGCUGUCGACAUGUUGUACGCAGGCCUGCGCGGGGCGGGCUGUAAGGCUGUAGCCUAUCACUGUUAGAUGCUUGUGUCGUUAUCCUUCCCCUCUCGUUAUCUUGUCGCUCGUGAUAUGGUUAGGGUGGGGGAGGUCGGUGUUGAAGUUGAUGCAGGGACUACGAGACCGAGGCCAGAUUGGAAGAGACAGUUCGUGCAUUCGUAUCUAUCCAUCCACCAUCAUCACCCAUCCAAAAAGUUGCACAGCAAGUACUAUAUCCCGGGCCAGCCUGGCUAUAACUGAUACCACUGACUAUGAUAUCAUGGUAUACAAGAGGUCUUGUCAUACGCUGUAGACAACCAGAAUCAGAGCCUCCCGUUCC
This is a messenger RNA of Dichomitus squalens LYAD-421 SS1, 3023 nucleotides long. Its product is annotated as actin-like ATPase domain-containing protein. Gene Ontology annotation, biological process: xylulose metabolic process. Gene Ontology annotation, cellular component: cytosol. The transcript is spliced from 7 exons. Bases 162 to 2480 code for a protein of 772 amino acids. Gene Ontology annotation, molecular function: D-xylulokinase activity. NCBI's taxonomy places the organism in Eukaryota, Fungi, Basidiomycota, Agaricomycetes, Polyporales, Polyporaceae. The record is from RefSeq and is a predicted model, not a curated record.